UCCUCGUGAAGUGAAGUUGGUUCACGGAACAAAAAUUGGGUUAAGAAAAAUCAUUUCAAAAUCUUGAGAAUAUUAAAUUCCAUAAAAAACAAAAAUGCUAACAAAUAUGGAAAGUGCAAACAGUGCCAUAUCCGGUAUCGGCAAAGUGCUUACCACCCCCUUUUCGAUCAAUGACAUUUUGACGCGAAAUCACGCCAAUGAAAGACGUCUCUCACGCACCGAUUCGGAAUUGGAAUUGUCCGCCGUGAAUAUGCGAAGUGAAGAGCCGCGGUACAAAUGCAAUCUUACCGUGUCCGACAGUGUUUCGAAUUCCAGUCCCUCGGAAAUAAAAAUGGAGCCAUCAAUGAAAUCCGCUGGAUACAGAUCACAUUUCUAUGCAACGUCGGCGGGUAAUUUGGAUAACAAUAACCAUUCGGAUUAUAUGUCACACAAGUUGGGUUACUUUGGUGCUGCGGCGGCUGCCUUGGCCGCUGGCCGUCCUGAAUGUCCCCUGGAUAUGAGACGCUGUGCCAGCAAUGAUUCCGAUUGUGAUUCUCCACCCCCAUCGUCGGGUAAUGCCAGCGGCCAUUAUACUUCGCCAGGAAAUGAUGGCUCCUUGUCUCCUCUGCAAGAUGACAUGCAAUCGGGCAGCAUGGCCCGCAAGAAGCGUUCCCGGGCUGCCUUCAGUCAUGCCCAGGUUUUUGAGUUGGAACGUCGUUUUGCCCAACAACGCUAUCUGAGUGGUCCGGAACGCUCCGAAUUGGCGAAAACUUUGCGCUUGACUGAGACCCAAGUUAAAAUCUGGUUCCAAAAUCGCCGUUACAAGACCAAACGCAAGCAAAUCCAACAACACGAAGCUGCUCUCAUGAAUGUUGCCGCCAGCAAACGUGUUCCCGUUCAGGUUUUGGUGCGUGAAGAUGGCACCACCACAUAUGCCCAUAUGUUUCCUCAUGCCGCUGCUGCCGCCGCUUAUCCACAUGGUUUGGAUCCCACACUCCUGAAUAUCUAUCGCCAUCAACUGCAAAUGGCCUACGGAGUGGGAGUACCGCAAAUGCCAUUCCCCUACUUUCCCUAUCCACAUGCUGGACCAAAUGGAAAAAUUCCUCAGCCCAUUCCUCCACCAGCCGGCGGUCAUGGUGUCCAGCCACAACCCUUGAAUAACGCAACCAGCCAUUAUCUGAAUCAUUCAUCAGCCUCGUCAUCGCCCACCCAUCUGAAUCACUGCACACCGAGUUCCAGUCCCAAUGGCAACAACAACCACAACCACUCUGCCAACAAUACAUCCUCUGUCAAAUAUGAGCUGUCCUCCAUGGACCAGGAUAGUGAAACUCAAUCGGGGUCUGAAGAUUGUGAGGAAAAUGUUGAAAUUGAUUAGAUAGCCAACUUUGGCAAGGACAGAGGGGUUUGCCAUGUAGCGGAGUGGCAACAUAUUUUGCAUGUGAUAGAAAAAAGUUUUAAUUUUUUUGUUUUUGUAAAUUAUUUUUUAUUAAUUUUUUUAGUUAGUUAAAAUUAGUGAAAUUGUUUUAAAUGAUACGUUUCCAAGAUUUACAGCUAUGUAAUUAACACCAAAGAUUAGUUCCGUAAGUUACCGUUAAGUAUUCCAAUAUUGGCCUUAAGGGGCCAGUAAAGAUACAGUAUUAGCAUAUUUUAUUGUUGUAGGAUAGAUUUUAAGACGGAAAUAUGCCAAAAAUUAUAUUUGAAAUUAAAAAAAAUAAUAAAUAAAAAUUGAUAUAUAAAAGUAAAUAAA
Molecule: messenger RNA, 1726 nt
Organism: Musca domestica (house fly)
Lineage: Eukaryota; Metazoa; Arthropoda; Insecta; Diptera; Muscidae
Gene: bap
Product: homeobox protein bagpipe
Exons: 2
Coding region: 95-1354 (419 amino acids)
Biological process (GO): regulation of transcription by RNA polymerase II; cell differentiation
Cellular component (GO): nucleus
Molecular function (GO): DNA-binding transcription factor activity, RNA polymerase II-specific; RNA polymerase II cis-regulatory region sequence-specific DNA binding
Source: RefSeq, a predicted model, not a curated record